CAGAGAAUCAAGAAGCCUUCAUCAUCCUCCUCCUCCUUUGGACACUUUCAUGUAGACGUUUUGUGGCGGGAGUCUGGCAGUGAGAGGAUCGUUGGAGGGGAAUCCCACCGGUCAUAAAAAGGGGGCGUGACCACCGGCAGUCUGUGUGUGUGUGUGUGUGUGUGUGUGUGUAUAUAGCACGUGCAGUGAGGACUACAGACCCGGAGGAAGACCCGGACCUGCAGCCUCUCACUGAUUCCCGGAAGAUGUUUCUUUCUUCUGUGUCUCCGGAUAUCGAUUAUCGAUCGUCGUCCCUGAUCAUCUGAUCAUCUACCGGGUUUCCUCUCCCCCGCGUCAUGUUGGAUUCUCAGUUUUACCUCCUCAGACCUGAACCGGGUCUCCGUGAUGAGCCCCGGCGCGUCGCCCGAUCCUCAAUCAACCGGUAAUCAAUAACGGUUUAUCGAUCAUGGCCUGAAGCUUCACUGUCACGUGAGACGGAUCCGGUUUGAACCAGAGAAGAAGAGUUUUCAUUGUCACUCUCCUCACAGCUCAACUUUUACUUCCUGCUGGAACUUGAUGACGCAGCCUGUGUUUUUAUUUUAGUAUCAACUGACAGCUUCAUAACGCAGCACCUCCUGACGUCACCAGGUGCUGCGUUCCUAUUGGCCGACCAUAGAGGAUGCCAAGGUGUGGAGCUGCAGGUUGUGGGCUGUAACAGCAGUGACCUGCAGGGGGCGAUGGCUGCCGUCUACACCAGCCGGGACAUCGUGGAGGAUUUCCUCCACUACAAGCUGCUCAACAAGGGCGUGGCCUGGCGUUUCCGGCCGCCACCGCGCCAAUCAGACGCUCGGCGCAGACACCAGGAAGCUUCUUCUGCUACGUCGAGGACGUCAGGCAGAGGCGUCGCUCCAGAUCCCUGGUCGACCCCUCCUCGGCUACAGGUCGCCCUGCGGUGCGCCGGUGACGAGCUGGAGUGCCGUUACCGUGGCAACCUCUCAGCCCAGGUGUCAGCGCUGCUGCCCUGCGGGGACGGCGGCGGGGACGGCAGCCGGUCGGCGCAAAGGCAAAGCCUUACUGUGGUCAGGGAGGAGCUGUUCAGGGACGGCGUGAACUGGGGACGCAUCGUGGCCAUGAUGGAGCUGGGAGGCGCUCUGAGCGCCGAGGUGGCCAAGACGGGCGGGGCGUGGCGGGUGGACGACAUCGCCAGGUGGAUGGAGGAGAGUCUGGACUCACCGCUGCUGCAGGGAUGGAUAGAAGACAAUGGAGGAUGGCUCAGUGUUGAAUCAGUCAGACUGUCAGUGAAGUAACCGUGACAACACUGAAACUAUAACAUGGCGUGGACUUGGUGGUACUCUGUGUUGUCCAGUGUCCAGGAGUCAUUGAAAUAGUUCAGGGAUACUUGAGAGUGCUGGAUCCUUGGAAGGGUUCUAGAGGUUCUGAUCGGCUCCUCUGUUUGUCGUUGACCCCGGUCCGUUCACAGAGUCACUGAAAUAGUUCAGGGAUACUUGAAAGUCUUGAACAGUCUUUGGUUUCAGAAGUCCUACAGGUGGCUGAAGAUAUUCCAGGGCAGGGACAGGUUUUCAAGGGUCCUUGAUGAGGACAGAAGGACAGAAGUUCCUGAGGAUGUUUGAGAGUGAUGGAAGAGUCUUGGAUCAGGUCCCAGGCCCUUGAAGGGGUUCCAGCACAGGGUUCAUGGUGGUUUCAGUAGUUCUUCUUUGAGAGGGAUCCUGUGGUGAUUGAAGGGUCCUUGAAAAGUCCCUCCAGGGUCCAGGAGUCACCGGGGGCUUCAGAGGUUUUGACCUGCAGCUUUUUCAAGGAAUCCGUCUUUUUUUAAAUUUGUGUCAUUGGACAGUAAAGUGCGGGAAUCGAACCAUCUUGUGUUUAUGUGGUGUGUUCCUUAACCGUCAUCUUAACAGCUGAUCAAUCAAUCAGAAAUCAAUAAGGGAUAUUAUCAAUAAUAUAAACAUACAGCAGUUCAACAUCAAAUACAUCAGAUUCAAACACAGUGUGUGUGUGUGGAUCAGAUGUGACAGAGAAAAGUAUUUUGGUUGAAAUGCAAAUUAUAUGCAAAGUGCAGAAAAUCCCUAAAACUCUGCAGAGAGACUGUGUGUGUGUGUGUGUGUGUGUGUGUGUGUGUGUGUGUGUGUGUGUGUGUGUGUGUGUGUGUGUGAGAUAUGAAGGACAGAGGCUGUUUGAUGACACAGACAGAAACAGCUCAGAUCUACGUGAAGGAUGAGUCGGACAUGUUGGACAGUUUAGAGACAAACUGAAGAAUAAAUGAGUCACAGAAAUAAUCGAUCAAUAAUCUGAUUGAUUUAAAUCUUGUUAGCUGUGGGAAUAUUUAUUCAAAAAUCUAACUGAUCUUAAUGAGCUGAAAAUUCAAAAAGACGUUUAGCUCAGAUAGUAACUGCUCCAGACUUUCAUUACAGAAACAUCAGGGUGAAGAAAACAAGCACACCUCAUGUUAACUGUGUACUUAAAAACACACUGAUCAUUAACUCCACACGAUCAUUUGAAAAGCUCUGAUUAAAAAUCUAUUGUCUGCUAACACAUGCAGAAAUGUGAUAUAUGACAUGUCUCCUGUAAAAGGAUGAAUUAUUGUCACAUAUAUAAAUCCAUAUAAGUUUAUAACAUAUAUGAAAUACCCAGUGAAAUGUGUAUCUGUAUAUACAUAUAUAUAUAUAUAUAUAUAUAUAUAUACUGACAGGUUGGAUAUAUAUUUAUGUAAUGUAUGUCUACAAUAUGAACAUACAUAUAUAAACACAUUUUUUAUGGGUAGACGUCAAUAUAUGAAAUUGUUCCAAUCUCUGAUUUAAUUAAUACAUAUUUUUUGUUUUAUAUGUACAUGUACUACACAUACAGAAAUGUAAUAUAUGUACAUGUUUUACUCUUGCGUUGUAUAAAGUUUGAAAACACUAUUAAAAUUAAUUAAAAACCAACAGGUUCAUUUAAAACCCGACAACACACCUGUCAGUCCUGUGCUGCGUUCUGAUUGGCUGACAGUCAUCAGGCUGUUCACCUGUCAGAUCUGACGUAUCAGCAAGAGAGAGAGUGAGUGAGAGACC
Seriola aureovittata is the source of this 3044-nucleotide messenger RNA. Its product is annotated as apoptosis regulator Bcl-2-like. The transcript has 3 exons. Gene Ontology annotation, molecular function: protein homodimerization activity; protein heterodimerization activity. NCBI's taxonomy places the organism in Eukaryota, Metazoa, Chordata, Actinopteri, Carangiformes, Carangidae. The record is from RefSeq and is a predicted model, not a curated record. Gene Ontology annotation, biological process: intrinsic apoptotic signaling pathway in response to DNA damage; negative regulation of intrinsic apoptotic signaling pathway; extrinsic apoptotic signaling pathway in absence of ligand. Gene Ontology annotation, cellular component: mitochondrial outer membrane. Bases 717 to 1286 code for a protein of 189 amino acids.